Messenger RNA from Telopea speciosissima, 519 nucleotides. RefSeq names its product 17.8 kDa class I heat shock protein-like. The transcript has 2 exons. The record is from RefSeq and is a predicted model, not a curated record. Gene Ontology annotation, biological process: protein folding; response to salt stress; response to heat. Bases 34 to 504 code for a protein of 156 amino acids. NCBI's taxonomy places the organism in Eukaryota, Viridiplantae, Streptophyta, Magnoliopsida, Proteales, Proteaceae.
UCUUUCAUUUAUCUGUUCUUUAGAAAACCCAAAAUGUCGCUAAUUCCAAGCAUCUUUGGUGGUAGAAGAAGCAAUGUGUUCGACCCAUUCUCUCUGGACAUAUGUGAUCCAUUCUUGGACUUCCCUUCCUCCAUUUCUCGUCCUCAACUCACAAGCGAAACAACGGCUUUUGUCAACACCCGAAUCGAUUGGAAAGAGACACCUGAAGCUCAUAUCUUUAAGGCUGACCUUCCAGGGCUCAAGAAGGAAGAAGUGAAGGUGGAAGUUGAGGAAGGUAGGGUGUUGCAGAUCAGUGGCGAGAGGAACAAAGAAAAAGAACAGAAGAACGACAAGUGGCACCGGAUCGAGCGUAGCAGUGGCAAAUUUUUAAGGAGGUUUAGGUUACCUGAAAAUGCAAAGGUGGAUCAGGUGAAGGCAGCAAUGGAAAAUGGUGUGCUCACUGUGACUGUUCCUAAGGAGGAAGUGAAGAAGCCUGAGGUCAAGGCCAUUGAUAUCUCUGGCUGAGGACUUCAAACCUCU